Molecule: messenger RNA, 1479 nt
Organism: Saxophila tyrrhenica
Lineage: Eukaryota; Fungi; Ascomycota; Dothideomycetes; Mycosphaerellales; Extremaceae
Exons: 5
Coding region: 1-1479 (492 amino acids)
Biological process (GO): transmembrane transport
Cellular component (GO): membrane
Molecular function (GO): transmembrane transporter activity
Source: RefSeq, a predicted model, not a curated record
AUGAACGGGAACGAUGCGAAAGAGUGGGUAGAGGGAGGAGAGAGAGGGAAUGAGGAUGCAAUAUCGCAUGGACGCAGACCGUACAACAAUGGCGUGCUACCGCCGAAGGAAGAUGCAGAAUCUGAGAAGCAGCCUACGGCAGGCAACACGAGACCCAAAGUGCCGCCACCACCAAACGGCGGAUACGGCUGGGUGAUUACCAUCUGUUCAGCUCUGAUAAAUGGACAUACCUGGGGCCUGAACUCAUCAUACGGUGUCUUCCUCGCGCAUUAUCUAGCUAACGACACAUUCCCUGGUGCAACACCACUCGAAUACGCCUUCGUCGGGUCAUUGUCCAUCUCAUGCGCCUUGCUCAUCUCGCCAAUCGCCACCACAACAACACGAUUCUUCGGCACUCAUGUCACGCUCUUUACUGGUGUAAUACUAGAGGCCGUCAGUCUCAUUGGAGCAUCGUUUGCGAAGACCAUAUGGCAGUUGUUCCUUUCCCAAGGCAUCUGCUUCGGCUUAGGGAUGGGCUUCUUGUUCAUCGGUUCUGUGCCCAUCGUGCCGCAGUGGUUCACCACGAAGCGCUCGCUCGCCAGCGGCAUUGCUACUUGCGGCUCAGGUAUUGGCGGCCUUGUCUACUCCCUGGCCGCGGGUGCUAUGAUCAGAACGAUUGGUCUUGCGUGGGCAUUUCGCGUUCUUGGGAUCUUGGCUUUUGCCGUAAACAGCAUAUGCUCCGCCUUAAUGCGUGACCGCAACAAGAUCAUCGGCAGCUCUCAGCUCGCAUUCGACACCAACAUACUCAAGCGACUCGAGUACCUCCUGCUUGGCGGCUGGGGUUGGUUCAGUAUGCUGGCCUACGUCGUACUCAUCUUCUCCCUGGCCAACUACGCCAACGAGGUUGGCUUGACCGACUCACAAGCAGCGACAAUCUCUGCGCUCUUCAAUUUUGGGCAGGCACUGGGGCGCCCAAUAAUCGGCUACUGGAGCGAUUCGGUCGGACGGAUCAACAUGUCUAUGGGAACGACAUUUGCCGGAGGGAUCUUUGCUCUGGUCAUCUGGGUUUUUGCGAAGAGCUAUGGGGUCCUGAUCUUCUACGCAAUCAUUGGUGGUACUGUGGCAGGGACCUUCUGGUGCACGAUAGCUCCGGUGACGGCUGAGAUUGUUGGUCUUCGACAUGUACCCUCAGGUUUAAACUUGAUGUGGUUGACGAUCGCCUUGCCGUGCACAUUCAGCGAACCGAUAGCACUGGAGAUUGUGGAUGGGACGGGCAGCUACCUAGGCACUCAGCUGUUCACGGGCUUUAUGUAUAUCGCGGGAGCUUUGUGCUUGGUCUUCCUGCGAGGCUGGAAGAUCGGAGAGCUGGAGGAACUGGCAAAGAUGAAGGAGGAAGAUCCAGAAGAACUGGACGCCGUUGAGGCUGAGAGUCCGGAGCGAGCGCUGAAGGCUGGUCGAGUGACCAUGUACAAGCAUAUAUGGAAGUGGCGGAAAGUAUAG